Molecule: messenger RNA, 3154 nt
Organism: Lates calcarifer (barramundi perch)
Lineage: Eukaryota; Metazoa; Chordata; Actinopteri; Centropomidae
Product: protein FAM124B
Exons: 7
Coding region: 595-2280 (561 amino acids)
Cellular component (GO): nucleoplasm
Source: RefSeq, a predicted model, not a curated record
CUGCUGCUACAAAAGCGAGCUGUCGAGGAGUUUUUAAAUGCUCUUAACAGCGUCUUAACAAACAAUGUCUUUAUUUUUCUGGGGUUAGAGCCUCCCCUGCACACGUCCCCUGCAUUUUUAAAUCUGCCCAGCCCGUCUGGACGGUCCCCUUUGUCCUCUUAUAUUGUUAGACGCAUGCCAUCUGUUCCAUGUUAUUAUUAUAGGCGGCUUUAGAUUUAAAGUAGCACCACUUCUGCUGGUCCCUUUCGCCCAGGAUAUUUAGUCCCAGUAUCUGCAACUUCUUAAACAUAGUUCUUCGUGUAUGUAGUGUAAUUUUGAACAAGGACACCCCCAAUUUUAGUUUUUUUCUGUAUUGUUUUUCCUUUCUCUGUAAUCACCCAAAGUCUAUAUUUUAACUUAACGGUGUUCGGUUGCCUGGUGACGUCACCGUCCCAGCACGGAGUCCCAUUUUUUUCAGCGGCAGGCUGUGGAAAAGAAAUCCAACAGGAUGCUUUUCACUCUCAGCCUGGGCUGCCGCCGCUGCAAACACUGCUCAGCAUUUCCAGACUUUCUGUACGGGUCACUCGGCCGAAUGUGAAACUUUGUACCCGGGCGAUGUAUCGAGGAGCGGCGGUGUUGUUAAAGAAGAGAGCCGACGAUGAGAACGUGGACUCCGGAGCUGAGACUGCCGAAUCUGACUGCAGCAGGAUGUCAUCAUCUGGCACUGAGCUCAUGACCAGGCGAGUCAGGCUGCAGCAGCAGCAGCAGCUCUUGCUAAUGAACUUGCAUCUGCUGGCCAACCCUGGAGACUCCCUGCUGCUGCAGCACACCUUGGAUCGCCUGCUGCGCUGGCUCUGCCCAAGCCUCCGCAUCUUCCAUGUGUCGGAGAGGGCCUCCCCGUUCAGAAGUUACAUCCGCCUCUGUCCUGUGGCAGGCUACCCUUCCCUGGCCAUCACUUUCUUCCUCCACGAGGCCUAUGGGGAGGAACGAAUCCUCAAAGUGCUGGACUUCUUUCAAAGGCCUCCCUGGCAGUACCAUCACACUGAGAGCUGCGGCAACCGAACAGCAGGGAUCCACAUUACCUCCAGCAGCUCCCCCACCAACGCCCUACUGCGGCCCUACCUCCUGCCCAGCAGAGACUUCUAUAGUUUGGGUGCAGGGAUGCCUGUGUGGGGGGUACGACCGGUGCACUGUGGAGGAGAAAUACUGCGUGUGACACUGUACAGUGGAUAUGACAACUAUGAGGAUGCUGUGCGGCUGUAUGAGACAGUGCUGCAGAGACAGGCAGAGGAGCAGAAGACUGGUUUCUGCUGGUUCACGCUCCACACAGAGCCGGGGUUGUGCCUGCAGCUGGCUUUAAAGCAGUUGUCACCAGGGGUUCGCGUGGAGCCAUGCAGCUCUGCCGUGUUGCAGUUUAGUGUGGAAGAGAUUGGCCAACUGGUUCCACUUCUGCCUAACCCCUGCACACCCAUCAGCACUACACGCUGGCAGACAGAAGACCUCGAUGGCAACAAAGUGCUCUUCCAGGUGAAAACCCCAGCUCAACCUCAGCGACCUCUGACCUGUGCUUUCCCCCUGACCUGCCCCAACGUGUCCCCUAGAGGAAUGCCGCUCCGGAGCUCGGGACAGGGCCACAGCCUGUCGCCCUGCAGCCUCACUACUCCCCUGCCCUGGCAAACACACAGGCAAGGUCACAGGCCGCGCAGUGACCCUGUCCUGGAGAAGCUUCAUGGAGUAGGAGGUGGAACAGAGAGCCUGGGAUCAGGAAGCUGCUGUAGCACCCCUCCAGGCAGCUCUUGUUACUCAUCUCAGCGCAGCAGCCCCGCCCUGCCCUCAAUCUCCAAUCACCCCGACUCUCCUCUGCGCCCCUCUAUCACCCGUUCUCUCUCCCAUCUCCUUCUGGAAGAGGACGAGGAGGAGCCAGAAACCAACGUGGACACGGGAGUCCCUGUCUCACCCCGCUCUGACCCAUCAGUCAAAACGAUUACUCGUUCUUCCUCCAUAGACCUUUUGAUGACUUUCCACUCUGAGAGACCUGCAGCUGUUGGGGCUUCAGCUGUCGAGAGUCUGGCCAAGGAGUUGAGCGAGUGUCUGCCACAGACACACACAAACCCCAGGGGACCCUUCAGGACUUGGGGCUCUGCUGGUUGCACAGAUGGCGCCAGGGAGGGUUGUGGCAGCAGGGCCAUAGGAGCAGGACAGAGUCUCUCCAAAGGACCCAUGGUAGAAAAUAGGACAAUGGCUGAGCUGCUAUCAGCACGCACAAACGACGAGGAGCCAGUGGAUGAGUUCUUCAUUUAAAUUCCUGCCUCUAUGCCACAUGCUGUAGUAAUAAUUACAGUGCAAUUAAAAACACAUCAUAUGGAGAAGAUGAGAAACCCUUUCAAGAGGACCUGAGGUCAAACAGGAGGACAUGUAGUCUGAUUAAAGAGCAGUGCUCUGGAACAUAGAGGAAACCAAAGUUCAGCUGCAGGAGACUUUUUCCACUCAAAAUAUCUUGAUGUAUAAAUUCUUAAAAUGGUUCAACUUGUCCCAUAAAUCUCCACAAUGUACAGUACCAGAGUAACUGCGCACAUCUUACUCUUAACAGACCUGUUAAGAGGGCAGGUGAGUGAUAACAUUGAGGUAAUAAGAUUGUUGAAUGUCCAAAUUACGUUUGUGAUAUUUUGAUCAUACUAAUCAUUUGUGCAGCUAUUGUGCUAACUUCUAGCAAACAUGAAGGUCAUGAUUUGUAUUUUAAGUGUUACUGUCAGGGUACUAAUGCCGGUCUAGGUUUCUGUCACAUUACUCAGCUAGGAAAGCUGAUGUCUUAUUUUUAGAUUGCCUUUGAAAAAGAUGAAGAUGACCUCAGCAUGAAGGAGCUCUUUGAUGUCGCUGAUCAUGAUUAGAAAUUUGAUUUAGUAUGAUGACUCUCCACAGCACAGCACUGUCUGUGUAGCAGAUCUGAAACUAGACUCUGCAUAGUAAAAGUAUAACCUAGUGGCUUUGAUUACAUUUAUUUAAAUGCACUUCAAAUAAUCCUUGUUCUAGUAUUUGUGCAUUGUCAUGUAGAUGUGGACUAGACCUGGCCAAAUUACUGUAUUGAAGACAACUGAAUUCUCUCAGAUAAUUAGAUAGUGUAAACAGGAUUUUCUGAAUAACUACUCAAAGAGAACAUGUGGACUUUACAAAAAAU